AUGGGUCAUGACCUGACCAUAGACUAUAACGAUGAGCCGUUACUCAGCGGGUCAGGUGACGUUUCCAAGGAGUGUGCAGAGAAGAUUCUGGAGACCUGGGGAGACUUGUUAUCUAAGUGGCAUAUGAAUUUAUCAGUGCGUCCCAGACAGCUGCCAGCUUUGGUGCGGAGUGGCAUUCCUGAGGCUCUCCGUGGGGAGGUGUGGCAGCUCCUGGCAGGCUGCCAUAACAAUGACCACCAGGUAGAAGAGUACCGCACGCUUAUGACAAAGGAGUCCCCUCAGGACAGUGCCAUCACCAGGGACAUUAACAGGACAUUCCCAGCUCAUGACUACUUCAAAGACACUGGAGGAGAUGGGCAAGACUCCCUCUACAAGAUCUGCAAGGCUUAUUCUGUUUACGAUGAGGAGAUUGGCUACUGCCAGGGGCAGUCCUUCUUGGCUGCUGUGCUGCUGCUGCACAUGCCGGAGGAGCAAGCUUUCAGUGUGCUGGUCAAGAUCAUGUUUGAUUACGGGCUCAGGGACCUUUUCAAGCAGAACUUUGAAGAUCUGCAUUGCAAGUUCUUCCAACUCGAAAGACUUAUGCAGGAAUAUAUACCAGAUCUGUACAACCAUUUCCUGAAUGUGGGUCUGGAAGCUCAUAUGUACGCCUCUCAGUGGUUCCUCACCCUCUUCACAGCCAAGUUCCCUCUUUACAUGGUCUUCCAUAUCAUUGACCUGCUACUGUGUGAGGGCAUCAGUGUGAUCUUCAAUGUAGCCUUGGCACUUCUGAAGACAUCAAAGGACGAUCUGAUCCAAACAGACUUCGAGGGGGCGCUUAAAUUCUUUCGUGUCCCAGUUCCGAAGAGGUACCGUUCGGAGGAAAAUGCAAAGAAACUCAUGGAGCUGGCCUGUAGCAUGAAGAUAAGCCAGAAAAAGCUGAAGAAAUUUGAGAAGGAGUACCACACCAUACGGGAGCAGCAGGAGCAACAGGAGGCCCCCAUUGAGAGAUAUGAGCGGGAGAACCGUCGUUUGCAAGAGGCUAACAUGCGUUUGGAGCAGGAGAAUGACGACCUGGCACAUGAACUUGUCAGCAGCAAGAUAGCCCUGCGCAAAGACCUUGACAACGCUGAGGAGAAGGCAGACGCCCUGAAUAAAGAGUUGCUGCUGACUAAACAGAAACUGGUGGACUCUGAGGAUGAGAAGAGACGACUGGAGGAAGAGUCUGCACAGCUGAAGGAGAUGUGCAGACGAGAGCUCGAUAAGUCUGAAUCAGAGAUUAAGAAGAACGGCUCCAUUAUUGGAGAAUAUAAGCAGAUCUGCUCCCAGCUGAGUGAACGACUGGAGAAACAACAGACAGCCAACCGAGGAGAACUGGAGAAAAUCCGGUCCAAAGUGGAAGGCUGUGAGAAGUGCAGUAGUCUUUUCAACAAAGAGGGUCGUGUGCGGGCUGUGACCACAGCGCCUGCUGGGGGGUCUGAGGAGACCGAUGAGGAGAAGGAGGGUUUGAAGAACCAGCUGAGAGAGAUGGAGCUGGAACUAGCCCAGACCAAACUGCAGCUGGUGGAGGCGGAGUGCAAAAUCCAGGACCUGGAGCACCACCUGGGUCUGGCCCUCAACGAGGUACAGGCUGCCAAGAAGACCUGGUUCAACCGAACGCUCAGUUCCAUCAAGACCGUUACUGGGACCCAGGGCAAGGAGACCACUUAACCUGAUAACCCCAUCACCCAGUUUUACCCAGACCAUGUCUGGAGUGCAGUGCAACUCACCACGCUGAAACCUCUGGACGCCUAACUUAACCCACCAGGCCAUAACUUUAACACGAACAUUGACCGUUAAAUCCCAGGAUGACCAUUACUACCUACUGUGUUACUUCUUGUUCUUCUUAUCAAAAAUGUCCUCGUAUUUCCCCCUUCCCUCCUCCCUGAUCCAAUCUCCACCAUCCACUUCUCCCCCAGUCCAACCCAAAUGACUACAGCCAACUGUGCUGAUGAGAAGGGGUUGAAAACCACAAGAUGAAGUACAACAGUACCACUUUCCCCAGAGAAACAAUGUGCUUCCACUGGUCACAGAAAGAAAAGCCUAUAAAAAGAGAAAUGCUUCAUUUAUUUCUGUCUUUGUACUGCUGAUAUUAAAGACCCGCAGAAGGAAGGUAGGACAUCUGAACAUUAACUGUCCGGACGGGAUAGAGAAGAAAACACUCCGUCCUUCCUCACUGUUCUGCGUGCUCCCCUCUAAACUACUGGCACAAACCAACCAGUCCCUGUAAAAUGUUUGUUUUAGGUACGAGAGCUAAUAGACGCCUUUUCAAAACUGAGCUUUUUCUAAUUUACGUUGAACAAUAUCUUUCUUUUUCUAUGUAUGUACAUGAAUGUGCUUAUGUAAAGAGGAUAUGUGUGUGUGUGUGAGAGAGAGUGUGCAUGUUUUUUUUGUUUUGCAUUGAAUGUGAGGUGUGUGUGAGACUGAAAAAAAAAUAAGUUUUUGAAUGCAUAAUUGACUGAAAAUGUUAUAUCCAUGUAUAAAAGAAAGAAGGAGACAGUGUGUGGAAGUCCAUGGGAAAGAAAAAGCACUAAGGUUAUGAGUGUGUGCAUGUAAGGAAAUAGUUCCUGAUUGUCUAGUUUCCUUUAAUGUGUACAACAAAUGUGUAUGAGUGAUGCUAAAGAAAAGUUUUGCUGACAAAGCCUUUUAUCUGAAGGUCGAUAAAGAUGAAACUAAUGGAUAUGAAUAUAUAAUUUACAGUAAGAACAGAAGCAUAAUAGCUGUUGUGAUGGCUGUGACCAACAGCAGCAUUACUCCUAUCAAGUUGCAGACAUUAAACAUGCUUGAGGUUUGUUUGGUUUGGAUGUCCCAGCACAAAGAAACAAAGAAAGCUCCAAACCAUGCAAACCUCCGCAUGUAUUAUACAGUAUGUUUAUGUAUGUUAGAACACUGUUUAACCCAGAGUGUUGCAAUGCUUGUUACAAAGUCAAAAUGGAAAACACACACAGAACAUUGUUAUUCCUGCUGCACUUGACCACACCUUUAAAAACCCGCCUUCUUCCUUCCCUGGCGCUAGAUGUGAUCUUUGACCUUUGACCUUGACUGCCAGGGUCAUGUUUCAUACUAAGUUGAGCAGGCCUUUUCGCAGUUCAUUCAGACCUUUGGGAUCUCUUUUAGCACUAUAAACACUGAAUUACACUGUUAAUUUUAUAUACAGUCGGAGGGAAACGGAAGCAAUGCAGUCAGCAGCAAAAAAAACAUGCCUUGUCAGCAAGAGAGGUCAGACGACAAUGGCCAGAAAUGUUUUUUAAAAUGAACAGGAAGGACAGGGAUAAGUGCAACAUAGUGUCCCAGCAGAGUGCAGAAGGGCAUAACUUGUUUAAUCUUGGCUUGACUUUAAUUUGCGCUGUUGAUGGUAGGAUCAGAGUUGACAUUAAAAAAAGCUUCUAUCCUGUGUUGAGUCAAAGGUAGAGUAUUGCAGUGUAAUGGUGAGUGUUUUCUUGGCUUAGGAUAGGGUCUGUUAAUAUCACUGGAAUGCCACGGUGUACAAGGCAUUGUUACACUCCAGGUGUGUCGCUUCAUGGCUGUGUGACAGAGCGCUCAUCAUCUCAAGGCGGACCGGUAACAUGACAGCGACUUGUGUUUAUUCUGGCUGCCUGCACUCGACUCAAUAGAGCACCUAUGGGGACGAGGUGGAACAGGAUAACCACAGCACAAGCACAUCGCAGCUUCCAAAAAAAAAAAAAACCCAUGCAGGAAUUGAUCGACUUUAUCGAACCAGCUUGGAGCACCUUGAUGAAUUCAUGCCUCUAAGAAUACAAUGUUCAAGGGGUGGGGAAGCAGAUGUUAAAAAUACUGAAGUGGCCACAGUGUAUACACAUACACGGUUGUGAAUGUAGCAGCAGAAAAGUCACACAAAGACACUUCUGGAAGUGUAACUGUGCACCUAAGUGUGGAUCAAUGUCACAGUAGUUCAAAACAAUGUCAUCAGAGGUCAAACUGGUCUCUAAACCAGUCCAGAGGGGAAGGGGGGGGGUUUGAAAAGUGCUCGCGUGUGUGUGUGUGUGUGUGUGUGUUUGUUUUCAUAUUUAUCUGACUAAAAAAGGGCACUCAACAAUAUCCCAAGACUAUUCCAAUUUUACUAAUCACAUUAGACUGAAGCAAAAAAAUAAAACAGAACCGUUACUGUAAAUAACAUUUAACUUGAAGGUUGAAUCUGAUUGGCCGGAAUCUGAUGAUGUCAGAGUGAAAGUCCAGAUGAGGUCGAAAGAAAACAAAGGGCCAUUCCUCUGAAGGCUUUGGGUUGAAAAUAACAAACAUUCAAAAAUGGAUAUUGAGUUUUUGUUUAUGAUUUUCUACUCUGUAACUAUAACUAAUGUUGCCUACUUGUACCUACCUGCUGCCGUGCUACAGUUUAAUCCACAACGAUGUUUUCUGUUUAUAAUGUUUAUUUUGCGCCGAGCUUCUCAGUCAGACUGCUGUUUGUUUAAUUAAAUGCCAAAACGUAGCUUUAUCAUCCAACAACAAAAACAUUAUCAACGUGUGGAAAUUGUAAUAGUGUAGGAUGCAUUGUGUAUACUUCAUGAAUUUCAAUAUAAAGAAAUCAACACAA
This is a messenger RNA of Micropterus dolomieu (smallmouth bass), 4567 nucleotides long. RefSeq names its product rab GTPase-activating protein 1. The coding region runs from base 1 to 1686 and encodes 561 amino acids. The transcript is spliced from 16 exons. Lineage: Eukaryota; Metazoa; Chordata; Actinopteri; Centrarchiformes; Centrarchidae. The record is from RefSeq and is a predicted model, not a curated record.